AUGUACAUAUUGACAUGUACCAAGUCUGUGGUCACCCACCAUCGAAUUCAGAUACCCCAACUUAAACGGCCACAAGCGAAAGCCGACCUCAAGUACGACACAGGAGACAAGAUGCCUUUCUCCAAACUCCAAAAGAACGACGCGUACUUCUCGCGGUACCAAGUCAAGUACAAGCGCCGCCGUCAGGGUAAAACCGACUACUAUGCGCGCAAGCGGUUGAUCACCCAGGCAAAGAACAAGUACAAUGCGCCCAAGUACCGCCUGGUGGUCCGCUUCACCAACAAGGACAUCAUCGCCCAGAUUGUCCACUCCGAGAUUGGUGGUGACAAGGUCUUCAUGGCCGCCUACGCCCACGAGCUGAAGGCUUACGGUAUCACUCACGGCCUCACCAACUGGUCCGCCGCUUAUGCCACCGGUCUCCUCCUUGCCCGCCGCGCCCUCAAGAAGCUCGAGCUCGACAAGGACUUCGUUGGUGUUGAGGAGGCCGAUGGUGAGUUCACUCUUACCGAGGCCGCCGAGGUUGACGGAGAGGAGCGCCGCCCAUUCAAGGUUUUCUUGGAUGUCGGUCUCACCCGUACCUCCACCGGUGCCCGUGUCUUCGGUGCCAUGAAGGGAUGCUCUGACGGUGGUGUCUUCGUUCCCCACUCCGAGAACCGCUUCCCGGGUUACGACAUUGAAGGCAAGGAGCUUGACGCCGAGACCCUCCGCAAGUACAUUUUCGGUGGUCACGUCGCCGAAUACAUGGAGACUCUUGCCGACGACGACGAGGAGCGCUAUAAGUCCCAGUUCAGCGGCUACAUUGAGGACGACAUCGAGGCCGACGGUCUUGAGGAGCUCUACCAGGAUGCCCACAAGCAGAUCCGUGAGGACCCGUGGAAGAAGGAGGAGGGCGAGGGCGCAAAGAAGUCCAAGGAGGAGUGGGCGGCUGAGUCGAAGAAGUACAGGAGCAAGAAGCUCACCAAGGCCGAGAAGGAGGAGCGCGUCAAGGCCAAGAUCGCCGAGAUCACUGGUUAA
This is a messenger RNA of Plenodomus lingam JN3, 1014 nucleotides long. It is a transcript of the gene RPL5, whose product is annotated as 60S ribosomal uL18 domain-containing protein. The record is from RefSeq and is a predicted model, not a curated record. Gene Ontology annotation, biological process: ribosomal large subunit assembly; translation. Gene Ontology annotation, cellular component: cytosolic large ribosomal subunit; ribosome. Gene Ontology annotation, molecular function: 5S rRNA binding; structural constituent of ribosome. Lineage: Eukaryota; Fungi; Ascomycota; Dothideomycetes; Pleosporales; Leptosphaeriaceae.